Messenger RNA from Penicillium waksmanii, 1737 nucleotides. It is a transcript of the gene smp3, whose product is annotated as glycosylphosphatidylinositol-alpha 1,2 mannosyltransferase smp3. Gene Ontology annotation, biological process: GPI anchor biosynthetic process. The transcript has 3 exons. Gene Ontology annotation, cellular component: endoplasmic reticulum membrane. NCBI's taxonomy places the organism in Eukaryota, Fungi, Ascomycota, Eurotiomycetes, Eurotiales, Aspergillaceae. The record is from RefSeq and is a predicted model, not a curated record. Gene Ontology annotation, molecular function: alpha-1,2-mannosyltransferase activity. Bases 1 to 1737 code for a protein of 578 amino acids.
AUGUGGAGACGAACCUACUUGCUCUUACUGCUCAUCCGUGUUUACUUCGCCCUGUCGCCAAGCUACCUCCACCCGGAUGAGCAUUUCCAGGGUCCAGAGGUCUUUGCAGGCCGCGUCCUAGCAUAUCCCUCGCAGCUACCAUGGGAAUUCACCACUUCCCUCCCCAUCCGCAGCGUCUUCCCGCUAUGGCCCAUUUACGAGGUGCCCAUGAGCCUACUGAAAUGGUUCUACACGGAGAUCGGAUCGGGGAGCCCGCCGCCACAGUUGGUCUAUUAUGCGCUGCGCGCCGGAAUGUUCCUGCUCAGUUUUGUGCUGGAAGACUGGGCUAUCUAUGAGUUGGUACCUUCGCCGCGUCACCGGCGCGCGACCGUCGUGCUGGUUGCCUCAUCAUAUGUCACCUGGACAUAUCAGACGCACACCUUCUCCAACUCCCUCGAGACUCUGUUGGUAGCCUGGGGACUGGUUCUGAUUCGGCGCAUCGUCGAGAAUAAGGUUCGUGCCGUCUACCCUCUACACUCUAUCCCAGUGUUGCUACCCUGCGCGACUCUGGGCUGCGCUGGGCCGCGUACUGACCAACUCCAGCAACGCUCCUCCUACUUCUCCUACGCCGUCUUCUCCUUCAUCGCGGUGGUCGGUGUCUUCAACCGUAUCACUUUCCCAGCUUUCCUCCUAUUCCCAGGUCUCCAAUUACUGCCAUACUUCCAACGCAAACCCGCCUCACUAGCAGCAAUCAUCGGCUUCGGACUCCUCUUCUCCUUGACGGCAAUCUAUAUAGACACGAGCUUCUACCGACCCACCGCAUCCAUCCUCUCCAUCAUCCGCGAUCCGAUAAUAACACCACUAAACAACAUCCUCUACAACACCGACAAGAACAAUCUCGCAAUCCAUGGCCUCCACCCGCACCACCAACACUUCCUCGCAAACUUAACCCAGCUCCUCGGCCCAGCAUACAUAGUCAUGAUCCUCUCCCUCUUCAGCCGACCAAUCGUCCCCUUCGCAAUGCGAAACGCCCGCGCUCUCUCAGCCGUCAGCGCAACAUUCAUUCUCUCAAUCUUCCCGCACCAAGAACCACGCUUCCUCCUCCCCUGCGUGCCUUUACUUCUAAGCUGCGUGCGCAUGCACCGCAACCGCCUGUUCCUCGCAACAUGGAUCAUCUUCAACGCAGCCAUGGGCUUCUUAAUGGGCGUCUACCACCAAGGUGGAAUCGUUCCAGCCCAGUUAGCCAUGCGCGACAUAAUAAACACCAACACCGUUGCGCAGGGCAUUAAAUCUGCCCCCGAUGCUACGGUCUUUUGGUGGAAGACUUACUCCCCACCGCUGUGGCUUCUGGGCGCGGAUGGUGAUCAUGCGAGUGCAGAUGCAAGUGCAAGCUCAUACGCAGACGCCGGAGCAAACACAGCGCUAAACAAAACAACCUCAAUCUCAACCUUCGACCUAAUGGGCAUCCCAGGUCCCGAAAUGAUAACCCGCCUCGACUCAUCAGUCCCAACUUGCGGAUCUUCUUCCCCGGUUUAUCUGGUCGCGCCUACAUCCGCCACAUUCCUCGACAGUUACAUCCCAGACUCGUCCGAAACCGAACGAGCCGCGAAUCUCCAACUCUACCGCCUCUGGUCGUACCGUCAACACCUUAACCUUGACGAUAUGGAUUUCGGCGAGGACGGGGUUAAGGAGACGCUUGGGAGGGUUAUUGGGAGGAGGGGGUUGGGUGUUUGGUCUGUUAGAAGGAGGUGUAAAUAA